This is a messenger RNA of Megalopta genalis, 1250 nucleotides long. The record is from RefSeq and is a predicted model, not a curated record. NCBI's taxonomy places the organism in Eukaryota, Metazoa, Arthropoda, Insecta, Hymenoptera, Halictidae.
GACACGCGACCGGCGGCAUCCAUAACAUCUGUCCCCCCUCCGCCUAUGGACGGGGAGGAGCGGCAGAAAAGAAAGAAAAAAAGAAGGGGAAAUCUGGGGUCGCUGGGGCAGCCCAGCCGGUGCCCUCUACCCGGGCCACCCCCAGCGCUUUGCCGCUUUCCGCCACGCCUACAAACCAGGAGGCGUGGUCGAGGGUGGUUGGCCGAAAGGCCAAAAAGGCAGCUGCUGCGGUUGAAUCUGCAGCGGCCGUCAGGGCCUCAAUGACCGGGAAGUGGGCGGGGCGGGUGGCCCCGACGCCCCCGAAAAAGGCUCUCCUGCCUCCGCGUCCGUCUCGUACAGCCGCGGUGACCAUCACGGUCCCGGCUGGCGGGGCUAUGACUUAUGCGCAGGCGAUGGCCACCGCGAGGUCGAAGGUCGACCUUGCGGAGGUUGGCAUCGCCUCGCUAAGGCCGCGGAGGGCGGUGACUGGUGCAAUCAUCCAGGAAGUUCCAGGCGCUGAUGGUGCUGCUAAGGCCACUGUCCUCGCCACGAAAGUGGCCGACGCACUAGCGGGAACCGGCGUGAAAGUCGCGCGCCCUGUCAAAAAGACCGAUUUGAGGGUGCGCGGCCUGGUCGAUUCGACCACGCCGGCGGAGAUUGCUGCGGCCGUCGCCCGUGUUGGAGGGUGCUCUGAGGCGGAUGUGAGGACCAGCGAAAUCCGGUCUUCCCCCUCAGGACUGGGCACCAUCUGGGUCCAGUGCCCUGCUGCGGCCGCUCGUAAAGUUGCGGUCGCAGGGAGGUUGACUGUGGGCUGGACCCUGGCGACGGUUGAGGCCCUCAGCGCCCGGCCCCUGCAGUGCUACCGCUGCCUUGGUGUUGGUCACACCAGGGAGCAGUGCACUGCCGCCGAGGACAGGACCGGCUGCUGCUAUGGAUGCGGCAGCCGGGACCAUAAGGUGGCUAGCUGUUCAGCUGCUCCCAAUUGCACGAUUUGUGCGGGCGCGGGCAGGCCGGCUGGCCACCACCUCGGCAGCCAGGCGUGUCCCGCCGGUGCGAAGAGAGGCAGGGGAGGCGGCAAAAAGCCGCCUAAUAAAUAUAGUAAGACCAAGGAGAAGAAAGCCACGGUGGCCAAGGCGGCGGCCACCGUAGCUAACAAAGAGAAUAUGGCAUCACUUGAUGCCACCGUCGCGCCCGCGGGGGCGGAUGAAGCAAAUACAGCUCCAGACGCCACCGCUCCCGCGGCCGCGAUGGAUAUCGAAGUGGGCGUAUAA